UUUUCAAUGAAUUAUGUGAGGUAUCUUUACCAAUUUGGAUAUAGCGACCACAAUUUCCAAUGAAAUAUACGAGGUUUUCUUAGCUCCGAUGGUUGGUAUAUAAAGACGAUGAGUAUUUGGGAUCAGCAUCAAUCUCGGUUUAGAUUUCAUUGGAUUUGAACAAACAACUCAUUUGGGUCACAGUCUAAGAUGAAGGUAUUUGUUUGCUUGUUGGCAGUUUGUGCCGUUGCCAAUGCUGGCUUCUUGUUUGGUGGUGGAGGUGGCGGUGGUGGUGGUGGAGGUGGCGGCUACGGAGGCGGUGGAUCUGGAGGUCAUGGCGGCUGGUCCGGUGGUGGUGGUGGUGGCGGCUAUGGUGGCGGUGGCGGAGGAGGCUAUGGCGGAGGCGGUGCAGGUGGUGCUGCUACUGUUAUUAAAGUAAUCCAUGAAGGUGGAGGCGGCGGUGGUGGCGGUUAUGGCGGCGGCGCCGGAGGCGGUGGAUGGGCUGCAGGAGGUGGUGGUGGUUAUGGCGGUGGAGGCGGCUAUGGUGGAGGAGAUGGUGGAGCUGGUGGUGAAGUUAAAAUUAUCAAGGUCAUCUCCCAAGGAUCUUCCGGCGGCGGCCAUGGCGGCGGUCAUGGUGGUGGCCAUGGAGGUGGCUAUGGCGGUGGUCAUGGCGGCGGCUAUGGCGGUGGUCAUGGCGGUGGUUCAUCGGGUGGCCAUGUUAAAAUCAUCAAGGUUAUUUCCGAAGGAGGCGCCGGCGGCGGUGGUGGUUAUGGCGGCGGUGGUGCCGGUGGUUGGGCCGCUGGAGGUGGUGGCGGUGGCGGUUGGUCCGCUGGAGGUGGUGGUGGCUGGUGAUUUUCUCAUCCAAUGACCACCAAUGGCCAUGCAAAAUACAAUGCUAAUGCUUAGUGACUAUGUGAUAUUUAAACUGUAUUGAAUCCUUUAGUAGUGAAUUAUAAGCAACUUUGUUUCUUCGAAAGUU
This is a messenger RNA of Stomoxys calcitrans (stable fly), 958 nucleotides long. RefSeq lists its product as uncharacterized. The record is from RefSeq and is a predicted model, not a curated record. Bases 190 to 831 code for a protein of 213 amino acids. NCBI's taxonomy places the organism in Eukaryota, Metazoa, Arthropoda, Insecta, Diptera, Muscidae. The transcript is spliced from 3 exons.